Molecule: messenger RNA, 1729 nt
Organism: Aedes albopictus (Asian tiger mosquito)
Lineage: Eukaryota; Metazoa; Arthropoda; Insecta; Diptera; Culicidae
Product: probable maltase
Exons: 2
Coding region: 44-1714 (556 amino acids)
Biological process (GO): carbohydrate metabolic process
Source: RefSeq, a predicted model, not a curated record
GGACACGGUCAGCAGUUAGUCUGCUGAUGGAGGGGAGUUCAACAUGGGGAAAUUGGUGAUCGUUUUUGCGCUAACGUUCGUUAUCGGACUCGUGGCAGCGGUGGACGAGCACUGGUGGCAGCACGCCAACUACUAUCAGAUCUAUCCACGAUCGUUCAAAGACAGCGAUGGCGAUGGGGUGGGUGACUUCCGGGGCAUUAUGGAGAAGGUUACUUAUCUGAAGAAGGAGCUUGGUCUGGAUGCGAUAUGGCUGUCGCCCAUUUUUAAAUCACCCAUGGCGGAUUUCGGGUACGAUAUUUCUAAUUUUACGGAUGUUCACGAGGAAUUCGGAACGCUCGCUGAUUUGGAAAACCUAGCUGCGGAGUGUAAACGGCAGAACCUGAAGUUGAUUCUGGAUUUUGUGCCUAAUCAUAGUAGUGACGAGCAUCCGUAUUUCGCAAAAUCGGAAAACAAGGAAGCUGGAUACGAGGAUUACUAUGUGUGGCAUCCAGGAAAGCUUCUGGCCAACGGAACACGUGUUCCGCCAUCGAACUGGGUCAGUGUAUUCCGUGGAAGUGCAUGGCAGUGGAGUACGGUGCGCAAAGAAUACUAUCUGCAUCAGUUCUUGGUCAAACAGCCUGAUCUUAACUAUCGCAGUGCGAAGGUUGUGGAGGAUAUGAAGAACGUUCUUCGGUUUUGGCUGGCUCGGGGCGUUAGUGGGUUCAGAGUUGACGCUGUGCCGUAUUUGUUCGAAAAUGAGGCGGUGAACGGAGUGUACCCGGAUGAACAGAAAUCUGGCACUACGGAUGACCCGGAUAACCCCGCAUAUCUGUUGCACGACUAUACGCAAAACUUGGACGAAACCUUCGAUAUGGUGUACCAGUGGCGCGAGGUAUUGGACGAGUUCAAAGCCACCAAUGGACUACAGGAAGAUCUGAUUCUGAUGAUUGAAGCUUAUACACCGUUGGAGAACAUCAUUCGACUAUACGGAAAGGGAGAUCGUGCAGGAGCCCAAGUCCCCUUCAACUUUGAAGUUCUGAGUAAUAUCUUUAAAGACAGUACUGCCAAGGAUUUCCACACGUAUGUUAUGCGGUUUUAUAACGCACUACCAGCGAAUCAGUUUGCCAAUUGGGUGCUCGGAAAUCACGACAACAAGCGCGUAGCUUCGCGACUGGGAGUGGCACGUGCCGAUUUGUACAACAUCGCCCUCAACACCCUGCCGGGCAUGGCAGUAACGUACAAUGGCGACGAGCUCGCCAUGGAAGACGUUUACAUCUCCUGGGAGAACACCGUAGAUCCGGCCGCUUGCAAUUCAAAUCCACGGGACUUCAUGCUGUACAGUCGGGAUCCUGUGCGGGCUCCGUUCCAGUGGGACGAUACCGUCAGUGCCGGGUUCUCCACCAAUCCCAAAACGUGGCUUCCGGUUUCGCCCGACUACAAGCAGAACAACUACAAACUGCAGAAAUCAGCCCCCAGAAGCCACGUGAAGAUUUUCAAAUCGCUCGUGAGACUACGCAAACAGCGAACGCUGAGGGAGGGUACGUUCGAAAUCAAACUGGUUGACGACAAUCUGCUGGUCUACAAACGGGAACUGGCUGAUGUCAGUACGAUUGUUGUGAUUCUUAACUUCCACAAUUCGGCCCGAACUGUUAAUUUGUCGGAAGUUUUCGAUGGGCUUCCGCUAGAGUUUGAAAUUAUCACAUCUUCGUUGCAGACGAACUAUAUCGAUGGGUAGGUUUGAUCGGUUUUA